UACGCGAAAGCGAAUUUUAAUUUUAUGUACAAAAGCAAAAAGAAUUACAUAUAUAUAUUUAUGUAUAAAUUAAAAAAGAUAAGGUAAUCGAUAUCACUGAAGAGUUCUUGUGUAAUCAUCCAAUAAGACUGAAUUAUUAUUUGAAAUAUCAAUAUAAAAUAAGAGGAAAUUGUUUUAAUUAUUACUGAUACUUAUAAGUAUUGUUAAGAAAAUCAGGUUAAUAAUGUCGGCUUUUUUAACUCGUAAAUUUGUCAGUUCUGUUGGGCCAUUGACUAAAUAUUCCCAGGCUGGAUUACUGUCAGUAAGACAUUUAAAUUUGUUGGAGUACCAGAGCAAGGUGCUGUUAAAAGAUAGUGGUGUUUCAGUACAGAAUUUUACGAUUGUUGAUGAUCUGCAAAAAACUGAUAGUGCGCUUGAUAAAUUUCAUGCUAAUGAGUAUGUUAUCAAGGCACAAGUUUUAGCUGGUGGACGAGGUAAAGGAUGGUUCGAUAAUGGGUUUAAAGGUGGUGUACAUUUAACCAAAGAUCCGAAAGAGGUCAAAGAUAUUGUCAAGAAAAUGUUGGGUCACAAAUUAAUAACAAAACAAACAACAAAGGAUGGUAUUCUUGUACAAAAAGUAAUGAUAGCUGAGUCCGUUAAUAUAAAAAGGGAAACAUAUCUCUGUAUAUUAAUGGACAGAUCGCACAAUGGACCGGUACUCAUUGCAUCACCAGCUGGUGGUAUUGACAUUGAAACAGUUGCUGAAAAAAAUCCCGAAGCUGUUAAAACGAUACCACUUGACAUUUAUUAUGGAAUUGACGAUAAAAUAGCCAAGGAAGUUGCUGAAUUUUUAGGGUUUAAUGAUGAUGAUAUCAAACAGAAAGCGAUAUUUGAAUUGAAAAAUUUAUGGAAAUUAUUUGUUGACAUCGAUGCGCUGCAAAUUGAAAUAAAUCCAUUUGUUGAGACUGAAGAUAGACAAGUUGUUGCUGUUGAUGCCAAAAUAGCCUUUGAUGAUAAUGCGCAAUUUCGACAAAAAGAUAUUUUUGAUAUGGAAGAUGUCAGUGAAAAAGAUCCCAGAGAAAUUGAUGCGUCGAAAUAUAAUUUGAAUUAUGUAAAUAUGGAUGGAAAUAUUGCUUGCCUAGUCAAUGGCGCAGGUUUAGCCAUGGCCACAAUGGAUAUUAUAAAAAUGAAUGGCGGAGAACCAGCAAAUUUCUUAGAUGUUGGCGGUGGUGUUACAGAAGAUCAAGUUUUCCAUGCAUUCCGUAUCGUAGCUGAAGAUCCUAAAGCCAGAGCUAUUUUUGUAAAUAUCUUCGGAGGGAUUGUAAACUGUGCGACAAUAGCUAAGGGAUUGGUCGCUGCUGCCAAGCAAUUGAAAAUAAAUAAACCAGUGGUAGUCAGAUUGCAAGGAACAAAUGUUUUGGAAGCAAGAAAAAUUUUACAAGAGUAUGGCCCGCCUUUUACGAUGAUCAACGACUUAGAUGAAGCAGCUAAAAAAGUUGUGUCAGCUUUAAGCGCAUAAUUAUUUUAUUUUUUUUAUACAAGACGAUUUUGUCUUUAAAAAAAAAUCAAAAA
Molecule: messenger RNA, 1551 nt
Organism: Microplitis mediator
Lineage: Eukaryota; Metazoa; Arthropoda; Insecta; Hymenoptera; Braconidae
Gene: ScsbetaG
Product: succinate--CoA ligase [GDP-forming] subunit beta, mitochondrial
Exons: 5
Coding region: 224-1498 (424 amino acids)
Biological process (GO): succinyl-CoA metabolic process; tricarboxylic acid cycle
Cellular component (GO): mitochondrion; succinate-CoA ligase complex
Molecular function (GO): succinate-CoA ligase (GDP-forming) activity; ATP binding
Source: RefSeq, a predicted model, not a curated record